AGACGCUCUGCACACACACGACAUCAUAGUCUGUAGCGCCGAGAACACAACAACACACUCUUCCUAGCAACCCUGAGAGUUCCAUUCCUCCCAACACGCUGCCUCACACUGUAAUCUCUUGGUGUGCUACCUGUUGAGACUUCUACAGUGUCGAAUGUCUGUCUCCUUAGGUCCCUGGCCACACUAGCAAGAAGACACAUACAGAACAAGAUAAACUGUGGUGCUUCCUUCUUUCUUUCAACCUCAACUCACAAAGAGCUGAAAGAACAAAGUAAACCAGACUCUAUCUUGUUUGAUUCAAUACCAGGUACUGUUGUUUGCUGCCAGAGAAAACCAGCUUCUUUGUCCAUAUUCGGCUUUCCUCACUGCAACCACAUUGUUGACACAGAUAAAGCAAUUCUGCAGAUAUUAACCUGUUCAUAUCUUUGUCCCAACCAAUACCCACUGCAGGGCACACUCCCCACGGAGAGCAUAACUACCAGCUAAGGCGCCAUGGACCAAAAGUGUAUAGGUCACGAACUAUCACGUGAGUGCCAGCCGUCACGCAGUGAAUGUCUGCAAAGCAGACCAGAAACACAGAGGGGAAAAGAAACCACGCUAGACGAGAAUACAGACCUGUGCGAUGUCUGUCGUGAGGGGGUCCGUCUCUCAGACCUGACACAGUACUUCCAUCGUGCAUUUUCGACAGUCACUUCCGCGACACCGUUCAUCUCCAUGGCUGAGGUGGCAGGUGUUUUCAGCUCCAACAACCCCGGAGUCAAGAAGUGCACGUAUGAGGGGUCGCUGGUGCGUCGGUUCAUUAGUUGCGGCGUUGGCGUCGGCCUUGUCACCACCGAAUCUAUCCCUGCUGGUAGUGUGGUGUUUGCGGAAGAUGUGGCUUGGACUACGGAGGAGGAGUCCUCAAGGUGCCAGACGCCGAGGGAGAUGAAUGCUAUGCUUGGGGCGAAGGUGAGGGCCAUGGGGGGUGAGUGGCUGAGGAAGUUCCUUACUCUGCCGAGCUCGCUAAAGCAGGAUUUGGGGGUGUUUGCGGGGAUUUGGGAUUUGUAUCAGUUGCCGAUUGUCAUGAAUGGGGUGAGGGCUGGGAUUGUGGGGGUGAAUCUCGCGUCGGUCAAUCAUGCUUGUGUGCCGAAUUGCGCGUUGACGAUCAUCAAUAAGUAUCCGAAGGAUGAAAAUGGAAAUAAUGACAUGAGGGAGAGUCCAAUGAUUGGAAGGGCUAUUAUGCGCGCUCUCAGGUAUAUCCAGAAGGAUGAGGAGAUCACUGUCGCGUACUUCUAUGGAAAGGGACAACAGAAGGCGAGGGAGUUGUUCUCGUGGACAGAGUUCGGCUUCUUCUGCUCGUGCAAAGAGUGCGUGCAGCCCAAGGAUGUGAUCGAGAUUGCCAUGGAUAAGUAUUGGAAGGUUGAGCGCAUCUUGAACCACCCCGACACUGUCGACUUGUAUCCUGCGAUGGCUUUCAAGUCCGCACAUGAAGUGAUCGGCAGGCUUCUUUCGUGCGAGAUCCGCGAUGCUCGUGUUGCGAUGAUUUGGGCCAAAUGUGCCAUGAUCGCUGGUUACCAUUCUGAUAUAGCGCGUGCUAUGUGUUUCCUCGCCAAGGCAUACCGAAUGUUGGCUAUUCUCGAGGGUAGUACGGGGGUCUUCUAUCGACAGAUCCUCAUAUGGUACGAAACACCCACGGCGAUGCCAGGGUUUGGAGCUACCACACGGGGACUUUCCACCGCUACCGAAGGCCGAUACAUGCUCGAUGAACGCGACGUCAAGGAGAAGCUGUUCAUGACGGCAGCAAAGUCGGACGAGUACAUUCGCAUACACCGAUACCACCGCUUAUCUGACGCUAUGGCCAAACAGAAAGGCAGUAGGUACCUGCUUUUACCCGAGAAGCCCACCAAGCCAAAGGUGGCACCGGAAUUGCUUGAACCAGGUGUCUCGAAAUCAGCACACAUGCCAAAGCACGGAUAUGGGCCGAUUGCGCCAGAGAGGGUUCACCGGAGCGGCAGGGGCACAUCCAAUCUGAGACGGGGUAAGGAUGGACCCAGGGAAAAUACUUCGAAGGGGAAGCCUCAAGUGUCCAAGGGCCAUAGUCAAGCAUCUACCCAGGAAUCGUCGUCAGGCGAAGUCUGCACUGAUCCGGACUGGGAUAUGUUGGAUCUUGUACGAGAGCUCAUGGCUGACAAUCCCGAUCUAUUUCCAGAUUAUCCUUCUCCUACUAUUUCUGAGGCAUCCAAGAAGAAAAGAGCAAGAAGAAAAAGAGCAAGAAGGGGAAGGGCUCGGCUGAAUUGGGAGGAUAUACUCAAAGUAACCCAAUCGUGAAGGAGCUUGAGGCGGAAAAGAAGGUGGUGAUGGUUAAGGAAGCCGGCGUUCGCUGUGCCGAGGAGGUUCCGGAUUCCAAUUAAAUAGUUGGACCCGAGAGUGACAGACGAUGGCCAUUGCUCAUCUCUCUUUGGAGUUCAGGUGAAGUUGGUGGAAGGACAUU
Molecule: messenger RNA, 2470 nt
Organism: Aspergillus pseudonomiae
Lineage: Eukaryota; Fungi; Ascomycota; Eurotiomycetes; Eurotiales; Aspergillaceae
Product: SET domain-containing protein
Exons: 1
Coding region: 493-2307 (604 amino acids)
Molecular function (GO): protein binding
Source: RefSeq, a predicted model, not a curated record